AUGCUGUUGAAGGGGCCCGACCUGUUGACGCCGCUACUGUCCGUGCUCUUCCAGUUCAGGGAGAGACAGGUUGCCAUCUGCGCAGACAUCGAAGCCAUGUUUCACCAGGUGAAGAUUCGGGAACCCGACCGCAGCGCGCAGCUGUUCCUGUGGAGGGACUCGCCGGACAAGCCGCUGGAAACCAUGGUGACCGACGUCGCUAUCUUUGGGGCGACGUGCUCCCCAGCCCACUCGCAGUACGUGAAAAACCUCAACGCUAACGAACACGAAGCAGAUCAUCCGAAGGCGGCAGCAGCGCACUACGUCGACGAUUACCUCGACAGUGUCGAUACGGCGGACGAAGCAGUUGCGAUGGCGCUGGAGGUAGCCGAGGUUCACGCGAAAGCCGGAUUCCACAUCCGGAACUGGAUCUCGAACGACAAAACCGUGCUGGCGCGGAUCGGAGUGGUCAACCCUACGACGGUCAAGAACUUCGUGAUCGAGAAGGAGAACGGAUUCGAGCGUCUGCUGGGAAUGGUGUGGCUGCCCGACGAAGACAUGUUCUCGUUCGCACUGAGCCUGCGAGAGGACAACAUGAAGCUGCUGACUGGAGAGGUGGUGCCGACGAAGACCCAGCUGCUGAGUAUCGUGAUGAGCAUCUACGACCCGAACGGGUUAGUCGCCGUCUUCAUCAUCCACGGAAAAAUACUCGUGCAGGACGUGUGGCGAUCCGGUGUCGGCUGGAAAGACAAAAUCCCGGAGAAGCUCAUCGGACGCUGGAAGCAGUGGAUUGCGCUGCUGCGCAAAAUCGAAACGGUGAGAGUUCCACGUUGCUAUUUCAAGGAUUACGAACCAGCUAGCCUGAAAACAUUGCAACUCCACGUGUUUGUCGACGCCAGCGAGCAAGCUUACUCUGCGAUGGCAUACUUUCGUCUGGAGGAUCGCGGUCAAGUCCGGUGCUCACUGGUGGUAACCAAAACGAAGGUCGCACCUCUACAGCCGCUUCCCAUCCCACGUCUCGAAGUUCUGUCGGGCGUAACUGGAUCGCGCUUGCGGAAGACCAUCCAGGACGGACACUCACUCCCUAUUUCGAAGGUCGUUUUCUGGUCGGACUCCAAGACGGCACUGCAGUGGAUCAGGUCAACCGACCUCCGCCGAUUUCGCCCGUAUGUGGCGUUCCGGGUCAACGAGAUCCUGUCACUGUCCAAGGCCGCCGAGUGGAGAUACUGUCCAUCGCGCAUGAACGUCGCCGACGAAGCUACGAAGUGGGAAGAAGACUGGCCCGAAGACUGCCUCGAGCGGGUUGAGGCGACGGAAGAACUCAGGCCAGCGUUCAUGUUCAGCCACUUCGUGGUCAAGCCCAUCAUUCGACUGGAUCUGUUUUCGCGAUGGGAACGCCUGCUGAGGAUGGUCGCCUACGUCCAUCGUUUUCUCGCGCGCAGACUGAAGCUGAAGCAGGAAACCUGUCCGGGCGCGCUGACACGUGAGGAGCUGCAGAAAGCCGAACGAAGCCUGUGGCGCUUGGCUCAAUCCGACGCUUAUCCGGACGAGGUCGCCACGCUGAACCAGAACCUGCUAGUGCCAGCCGAGAAACGAGAGUGUCUGGAGACGUCAAGCAGCAUAUUUAAGUUGUCCCCUCUGCUGGACGACAGCGGAGUGCUUCGAGCUGGAAGUCGCUUGGAGGCCGCCGAGUUCGCCGCGUUUGACGCCAAGUUUCCCGUGAUUCUCCCGAACAAACAUCGCGUGACCUGGCUGCUCGUGGACUCCUACCACCGAAGAUUUCGCCACGCAAACAACGAGACGGUGGUCAACGAGAUACGGCAGAAGUUCAACAUACCGAAGCUGCGGGUCCUGAUAAGGCAGGUGGCGAGUAAAUGCUGUUUCUACCGCAUAAAAAAGGCCAUCGCGGUGGCACCCAUGAUGGCACCCCUUCCACGUGUGAGGCUGUCCCCUUUCGUGCGCCCAUUCACGUUCACAGGCGUGGACUACUUCGGCCCGGUCCUGAUCAAGGUUGGACGCAGUGUUGCGAAACGCUGGGUGGCGCUUUUCACCUGCUUGACGAUCCGCGCAGUUCACCUGGAGCUCGUCGCGAGCUUGUCAACGGACUCGUGCAAGAAAGCAAUCCGCCGGUUCAUCGCGCGACGUGGAGCGCCGCAGGAGAUAUACUCGGACAACGGUACAAAUUUCCAAGGAGCCAGUGGAGAGCUGUCGAAGGAAUUAGCCAAGGUCAACCACAACGAACUCAGCAGCACAUUCACGGACACGCACACCCAGUGGCGAUUCAACCCGCCGGCCGCGCCGCACAUGGGUGGCUGCUGGGAACGAAUGGUAAGAUCGGUGAAGGCUGCACUGGGCGCAAUCCCGGUGGAACGUAAGCUGGAUGAGGAGUCGCUGGUAACCCUACUAGCGGAGGCGGAGCAUAUGGUCAACUCGCGCCCCUUGACUUUCGUGCCGCUGGAGAGCGCAGACAGUGAGUCCUUGACCCCCAACCAUUUUCUCAUGCUGAGUUCGAGCGGUGUUCAGCAGGCCGUCAAGGAUCCGGUCGGCGUAAGCGCGGCUAUCAAAAACAGCUGGAACAGUAUCCAGCACACACUGGACGAGUUCUGGAGCCGCUGGGUGAAAGAAUAUCUGCCGACGAUCGCGAGGAGGACUAAAUGGUUUGAGGAGGUGAGACCAAUCAAAGAGGGCGAUCUCGUGCUCGUUGUGGACGAAGGACAUCGGAACGGGUGGCUGCGAGGACGCGUUGCAAGGACGUAUCCCGGCAAGGAUGGCAGAAUACGUCGAGCGGAUGUACACACAUCGAAGGGUCUGGUGCGUGAGCGAGCAGUCGUCAAGCUUGCUCUGCUGGACGUUGGUGACGCUGAGGAUUCUGGUGCAGAUCAUCAUGCGACACGUGGGGGAGGAUGUUGCGAGCACACCGUGCCGACUGCGCCGACUGCGCCGACCGUGCCCCUCGGAUCAUCGCCCAAACGAGAUUGA
Messenger RNA from Culex quinquefasciatus (southern house mosquito), 2958 nucleotides. RefSeq lists its product as uncharacterized. The transcript has 2 exons. NCBI's taxonomy places the organism in Eukaryota, Metazoa, Arthropoda, Insecta, Diptera, Culicidae. The coding region runs from base 1 to 2958 and encodes 985 amino acids. The record is from RefSeq and is a predicted model, not a curated record. Gene Ontology annotation, biological process: DNA integration. Gene Ontology annotation, molecular function: nucleic acid binding.